UAAGCCCACAGUGAUAUCUCCAUCAAAGGCACACCGCAAGAACCUGUCAUGAUCACUCAUUCUCCCAUUUUAGUUUUUCUCCCUUCCUCUCUCUUCACUGUUCUUCACUGAAAUGUCUUUCAUUGAAGUUUUAGUGCUCAUCUUCUCCUUAGCCUCCACAGCCCAUCAUUCCAGUGCUGGAACUUGGUGUUCAUGCAGGGAGGGAUUGCCGGAUUCAAUGCUGCAAAAGACUCUAGACUAUGCGUGCGGGGCUGGAGCUGACUGUGUCCCUAUCCACCAGAAGGGACCCUGCUUCCAGCCCAACACAGUGAGGUCCCACUGCUCCUACGCCGUCAACAGCUACUUCCAGCGCAAGCGCCAGGCUCAGGGCACCUGCGACUUCACCGGCACUGCCAAGUGCACCUCUUCUGACCCAAGCUUCUCUGGCUGCAAAUUCCCUUCUAGUGCCAGCUCUGCAGGAACAACUUCUGGAACCCCGACUCCGGCGGCAAAAACCCCUCCGGCCACCACCUCUCCACCAUCGACCACCAUGCCCCCCACCAACACCACUGCAGGUCCUUACACCAUUGCAUCUCCCGACAUCAACGCUUAUCCCAAUCACGGUGGGUUCAGGCCAGCAGGAUAUAUCUGGUCCUCUAUCCUAUCCCUCUCGCUGUUGUUGCGGGGCUAAAUCUGCUAAAAGCGUUGUCAAACCUUAUUAUAUCAGAUCCAUCUCCGACUGAAUCAAUCUGCACCUAUUCACUCUGAACAAUGCAAAUACCAUUCCAGAAUGAUUUGGUUCAGAAGACCAGUCCUGAUGCUCUUGUUUGCCAGUAAUUUUGCUCCCCCUCGUACAUGUAUGUUUAUCCACCCGUGUCAUGACAAUGACUCGUGCUGUACGUUUCUAUACUAUGAAUAGUAAGAUAUGCUUGGCCUGCGACAAGCUUGUCAUGCUAG
Molecule: messenger RNA, 936 nt
Organism: Punica granatum (pomegranate)
Lineage: Eukaryota; Viridiplantae; Streptophyta; Magnoliopsida; Myrtales; Lythraceae
Source: RefSeq, a predicted model, not a curated record